AUGCCGCCCCAAAUCAAGCAGGACCUCAACCGGUCCGGCUGGGAGUCCACCGACUUCCCUUCCGUCUGCGAAAACUGCCUUCCCGAGAACCCCUACGUCAGGAUGCUCAAGGAGGACUACGGCGCCGAGUGCAAGCUCUGCACGCGACCCUUCACCAUCUUCAGUUGGGCUGCCGAUCGUGCCCACGGCCGCAAGAAGCGCACGAACAUCUGCCUGACCUGCGCACGGCUCAAGAACUGCUGCCAGUGCUGCAUGCUCGACCUCUCCUUUGGAUUGCCUCUGGUCGUGCGAGACGCCGCUCUCAAAAUGGUCGCGCCGGGCCCGAGCUCAGAGAUCAACCGGGAAUAUUUCGCGCAGAACAACGAGAAGGCUAUUGAAGAAGGCCAUGCUGGCGUGGAAGAGUACGAGAAGACUGACGAGAAGGCCCGCGAGCUCUUGCGGCGCCUGGCGCAGAGCAAGCCGUAUUUCAAGAAAGGGAGGGCUAUCGACGAGGCGACGGGCGAGGCUGUGGCCGGCCCUUCGUCCGCUGGUGGAAGUGCAGCUGUCGGUGCCGGCGUCGGCGGCCCGGGACCCAUCAGGACGCGCGACUCGAGAGCAGCGGGCGCACUGGGAGCGAGGCCCGGCGGCAGUCGCAAGGGCGCAAAUCAGACCAGAGCACCUCAACCACCCCCGGGGCCCAAGGACUGGCUGCCCCCCUCUGACCCAAACGUCAUGUCGCUCUUUGUCACGGGCGUCGAGGACGAUCUACCCGAGUACAAGCUCCGCGAGUUCUUCAAGGUGCACGGCAAGAUCAAGUCGCUGGUCUGCUCACACAUGUCUCACUGCGCCUUCAUCAACUACGAGACGCGCGAGGCCGCCGAGAAGGCCGCGGCUGCGUGCCAAGGCAAGGCCGUCAUAGCCGGCUGCCCUCUGCGUGUUCGCUGGGGACAACCACGUGCGAUCGGGACCAUGAAGAGGGAAGAGCGGACCGAGAUGAUUAGGGAUGGCCGGUCAGCCUUCCCUGGCGCAAAGGGCGCAGGUGCACGAGAGGGCCCUAGGGCUAUCGGCGCCGGCGACCCUCAGGCAUCGACUGGUUCUGGCGGGCAGGAUGAGCUCGCGUCUCUGGCUCCAGCCGCGCCUCCCGGCGCAGCAGAUGUACAAUAUGCAAGCCUGGCAGGCAAUUAG
Molecule: messenger RNA, 1164 nt
Organism: Thyridium curvatum
Lineage: Eukaryota; Fungi; Ascomycota; Sordariomycetes; Thyridiales; Thyridiaceae
Exons: 1
Coding region: 1-1164 (387 amino acids)
Cellular component (GO): U2-type catalytic step 1 spliceosome; U2-type catalytic step 2 spliceosome; Prp19 complex
Molecular function (GO): pre-mRNA binding; U6 snRNA binding
Source: RefSeq, a predicted model, not a curated record